Molecule: messenger RNA, 2484 nt
Organism: Caenorhabditis briggsae
Lineage: Eukaryota; Metazoa; Nematoda; Chromadorea; Rhabditida; Rhabditidae
Exons: 15
Coding region: 1-2484 (827 amino acids)
Source: RefSeq, a predicted model, not a curated record
AUGCUAAAACUGAUAAUUUUCUUCACAAUCGUAUCAUCGGGUUUCUGUGGUAAAUUGAGUGCGGAAUUCGAUGCAGAACGUGCUGAAAUGUGUGGAAAAUCUUUGACUCCAGAGAAACCAAGUUCCAACCCUCAUGAUGAUAAAGUACCAUGGGGAAUGGCCAUCAACUAUGUCCGUGGGAGAGACAACGGAACGGAAUAUUAUGGAAGUUCUAUUCUGGUUUCUGCUCGUCAUGUUAUUGCUCCUGGAUUUAUGGCUAUUAGAGAAACGGACAAUACAUUUAAACAAUGGGUAUGGGCAGAUGAAACAACAGUAGAUUUUGCGGCAUGCCAGGAAAAUAAAAUGGCAAUUCCUAAAAAGGCCCUGAAGAAACUAAAAAUUUGGAUCAGCAUUUGUCAAGACGUGGAACAGUGCGGAAUGCAUAUUGCACGUUCUGUUAUCCAAGGAUGGUAUCUGGGAAACUGUCAACCGGGAGAGGUGCCAUUUGGAAUACUUCUUCUUGAAAUCAGUUCAAAUGUUCCACAAAAUGAGCCAUUCUUUGUUCCGGUCUGCCUUCCAGCCGAAAAGAAACCAUUGUUUAUCGGAGACGCCGUUCACUUUGAUUCGUUGGAUGUUAAAAACGGAAAAGCCUUUAUCACUGCGAUUCCUGCUAAAAUUCAAAAGUGCGGAGCCAACAUCGGAAGAUUUGUUCAAUCUGUUUGUGCGACACGUGGAUCUUGUGUUGAAGGAAGAGCAGGAACUCUUGUGAAAAAGAUAGAUGGACGAGAAACGGGCGUUGCCGUUUUGUAUUCUUUCGAAGCGGGCUGCACGAAUGAUCAUUAUGUGUCAAUUGGAUUUUUUAAAGAUGAGCUUUGUUCCCUCGCUGGGAUCUCCGAAGGCCAUUUGAAUGACGAUUUGUCUCCUUGGACUGUUCGCUUACGACUCCAACAAUCCUUCGUUUCUGCAUCUUUGAUUUCGAAGCGACACGUAAUGACAUCAUUUCCGGCUCUAAUAGAGACAGAAUUGAUAAAAGGACGAUGGAGAGAACAUACAUGGGAAACGGAUAGAUCAGAAGUCAGUUUUAAAACCUGUAUGGAUGGAGUGAUGGAAGUUCCCAAGGGCUCACUCAAAGUAGAUUUUCAAGCAUGUAAUAUCCAUUAUCGGUGUCCUUGGAUUCCUGGAAUUCCAGUCAAAUCGAUUCAUUUCAUUGGAUCAUCAUGCAUAUUUUUCUAUGAACUCAUUAAUGAUCUCAUUCUUAUCGAAUUGGAAAAAGAUAUCCCUGAUGAUUUAUAUCAUUUCACCCCAAUUUGUCUCGUCAAUACAUCAAUCAAUUCGGAAAAGAUCGGUGUUGAAAGUUGUAACACCUCAAUUAGCAAUAUUAUAUGCGCAGAUUUGGAUGUGUGCUUGACGUCACGUGGCGCUGGCCUACUGAAAAAAUCGAAUGACAGAAAUACGGUGGUUGCAUUUUCGGGGUAUUAUGAGGAUAAAUGCAACAGGCAAACGUUCAUUCCUGUUGCGACGCACAAGAAAAAAAUAUGUGAAUUGAGUGGAAUUUGCAAAAAAACAUCGACUGAUCUGUUCACUCCUAAUUCAAGAUUCCCACCGAUCAUGUUGACAUAUGAAUUCAAUAAACUAUCAUCUGAGGAAAAUGAGGAAAAUGCAAAGACUUGUGGAAAACCAUCCAAUCCUGAUUCUAAACUGGAAAGUGAGUUGAGCCCAUGGACCGUCACCUUAAAAGUGGAAAACGCACCCACGGGGAAUACAACCAGUCAAAUCUGGACAUCUUCAACAUUGAUUUCAAAACGGCACGUUGUAGUGGCAGCAUUUGCGUUAAUGAAUGGAAAAGAAGGUGACUGGAAUACUGUUCGAUGGGUUCCAGACGAUACAAAAGUAGACAUGUCAAAGUGUAGAAAUAAUGUAAUGGAGAUACCAGUCGAGUAUAUGAGAAAGACAAAAGUAUUCACGAGUCCAUGCAUUGAUCAGCAUCAGUGUACAACUGGGUUAUAUCGCUUUGUGAAAUCGGCCGUCUAUUUUGGAGUUUGUGAGUCCGAUCAAAUGGCAUUUGGUGUUAUUCUUCUUGAAGUUUGGGGAGAUGUCCCGCCGCGUAGUCUUCCAAACACCAUUCCCAUUUGUCUUACCAUAAAAUGUAAUGACACUAGAAAAUAUUACAACAAGAUAUGUUUCACUCGUCCUACUUGUUCGAAGUACUCUGCUGGAGGACUUCUGAGAAAAGAAAACGGAAAGCAGAAACUGAUCGGAAUAAUGUAUUAUCACUCACCAGACUGCAAGGAAAAUAAUGCGGUAUCAAUUGAGGUCUUGGCUGAUCUUUUCUGUGUCUAUGCUGGAAUUUGUAAAGUGGCGACAAAAGAGCAACCCAAAAAGGAAAAGCUAGUACAGCUUUCAGAAGGUCAAGAUGGUACUGCUGCUCCGUCUUUCUCGAUGUAUAUGUUUUCUGGAGUUUUAAUUCUAUUGGCUAUUUUGAUUCUAUUGGCGAUAUUAUGUUGA